Molecule: messenger RNA, 423 nt
Organism: Paraphaeosphaeria sporulosa
Lineage: Eukaryota; Fungi; Ascomycota; Dothideomycetes; Pleosporales; Didymosphaeriaceae
Exons: 1
Coding region: 117-371 (84 amino acids)
Source: RefSeq, a predicted model, not a curated record
UGAGAGGCGCACGUCGUCCGUUUCCACGCGAACGGCUAACGUUAUUAAGCAGCUUCCGGCAAGGUCAGGCCUGCACAUUCCCUGGUGUAUAACGGUAGUUGUAUCCUACGGUUCGAAUGCGGCCCGUAACAGUGUCAUUCACGUUCGGUCAUGUGUUGACAAAGUCUUGGGGGCGCGUGGUGUUGGAAGAGUACACAGGUGCCAUCGUGGUUGAGGGAUUCUCCUGCAGCCGGAUGACAGGUGGAUGUUCCAUGGUUAUGACCACGGCCCAUCCCGUUACGGUGCGUGCACAGGGUUUGUCGGUCCAAGACUCCCUUCCGAGCUCAGAGCCGUGCGUCUCGGGACUCGGAGGUGCACGUCGCUGGACUUGAGUCAGCCGGCAACAGGGCUGCUCUCCGUCAAGGCCGCCCCUCAAAGAGGCGG